Drosophila santomea is the source of this 6344-nucleotide messenger RNA. It is a transcript of the gene shep, whose product is annotated as protein alan shepard. Gene Ontology annotation, molecular function: poly(U) RNA binding; mRNA 3'-UTR binding; poly(A) binding. Lineage: Eukaryota; Metazoa; Arthropoda; Insecta; Diptera; Drosophilidae. Bases 392 to 2230 code for a protein of 612 amino acids. The record is from RefSeq and is a predicted model, not a curated record. Gene Ontology annotation, cellular component: nucleus; cytosol; ribonucleoprotein complex. The transcript is spliced from 12 exons.
AUACGAUUGCCGAUUGCUGUCGCGUUGCGCUUUCUUCGUUUUUUUCGGCUGCGCAAACUUAUAUUUUGUCGUUGUAAUAUUUUGCAUAAAUAUAUAAAUUAAAGCGCGUGACGGAACAACAAACAAAUAACGAAGCCAGCAAAGUAAAAGGGCGAAAAAUCGAAACGAAAACGAAUCGAAUUACUUUCAAAAAAGUGUGCGUGUGCGUGCGAUUGUGUGUGUGUGUGUUGUGUUUGUGCGACAGAGUGUGCGUGGGUUUGUGUGCAAAAAAAAAACAGAACGUGCAACAAGAAGCAAGAAGAAGAGCCAUCAGCAGCUGACAGACCAGCAAUAAAACGAAAUUUCAAUAAUCGCGAGUCAAUUUGAGAGUGCUAUUAAGAAACCAGAAAGAAUGCAUCCACGAUACAGUCCAGCCCCGCCCCCUCAGCAGCAGCAACAGAUGGGCGGACCGCUGCACCAGCAGCAGGGCGGCGGGGGAGGUGGAGGCGGUGGCAUGAGGGGACCAUCUAAUGCCCAGCAAUUGCCGCCGCAGAUUCCGAGAUCCCAGAACUAUUCAAACGGGAGCUCGUCUAGCGCCGCCGCCGCACCUCCAACAUCGCGCAGCGCCUUCCCCGGCGCCCCGCUCACCGCCUCAGCCGUCGCACUCAAGGGCGCCCUCCCACAGCGGCCACCGGCCAUGACAAGUCCCGCAGCCGCUGCCGCUGGCGCCGCUCUGGCCGCCGGUGCUCCAUACCGCGGCGCCGCCAGCUGGACCCCGCAGGGCUAUGCCCCGGCCGCUGCCGCAGCCGCCGCUGCUGUCGCCCAGCAGGCAGCCUACCGCUAUACGGCGCCGCUGCCCCAGCCGGCGUAUGCCGCCUAUACGCCGCACACGGCCACCACACCGGCCACAACCACGGUAAGUUUUCUAAACCAACCUGUGGACUAUUAUUGGUACGGUCAGCGAGUGCCGACGGCAGCCUCACCGAGCAACACCAACUCGAGCAGCUCCUCGAACACGGGCUCCCAGAGCGGCACCCUGAGCACCAGCCUGAGCAACACGACGAACACCAACACGAACAUGGGUCCCAACGGCACGGUACAGAAUCAAAACCAACAGGGCGGCGAGCAGUUGUCCAAGACAAAUCUCUACAUUCGCGGACUGCAGCAGGGCACAACCGACAAGGAUCUAGUUAAUAUGUGUGCACAAUACGGAACCAUUAUAUCAACCAAGGCUAUUUUAGAUAAAACAACAAACAAAUGUAAAGGUUACGGCUUCGUCGACUUCGAGCAGCCAGCCUUCGCCGAGUGCGCCGUAAAAGGAUUGCAGGGGAAGGGCGUGCAAGCUCAGAUGGCCAAAGUGGGUAUCUGGGUGCUUCAUAGGCCGGCCAUUCAACAGGAACAGGAUCCCACAAAUUUGUAUAUUGCAAAUUUGCCGCCCCACUUCAAAGAAACUGAUCUGGAGGCAAUGCUAUCGAAAUACGGACAAGUUGUUUCGACCAGAAUAUUGCGUGAUCAGCAGAUGAACUCCAAGGGCGUUGGCUUUGCCCGCAUGGAGAGUCGCGAGAAGUGCGAGCAAAUCAUUCAGAUGUUCAAUGGUAACACAAUACCGGGUGCCAAAGAUCCCCUGCUGGUUAAGUUUGCCGAUGGCGGACCAAAAAAGAAGAAUCUCUUCAAGACGCCCGAUCCGAAUGCGCGUGCGUGGCGCGAUGUCUCCGCGGAGGGGAUUCCCGUGGCCUACGACCCCACAAUGCAGCAGAAUGGAGUCAGCGUGAACGUGGGCACGCCCAUCGGAGUGCCCUACUCCCGCUUCAGCGCCCCCCAGGUGGGUGGCUAUCCAGUGGCCGGCUCACAGUGGAUACCUGGUUACAUGAUGACCCAACCGAUCACUCAGGUAGAUGAUCAGACUUCAUAUUCUCCACAGUACAUGCAGAUGGCUGCUGCCCCGCAGCUGGGAGUGACCUCAUACAAACCGGAGGCGGUUAACCAGGUGCAGCCCCGUGGCAUCUCGAUGAUGGUUAGCGGCGAUACGGGCGUGCCAUAUGGAACGAUGAUGCCUCAGUUGGCCACCCUGCAGAUUGGCAACUCUAACUUUUCUCCAUCGUUACAGUAUAUUAGUCCAACUUAUCCAUAUUAUGCACCACCACCAACUAUUAUACCAACAAUGCCAAUGACAGAUUCCGAACAGGCUAGCACAGCUGCAUCACCCGACGAGGCAUACACACAGUAUCCACAUCAAGCCGCUCCCAAAUAGGUCUUCGCGAGCUAUAAUAUAUUAGUACCCCAUUUGAGUACUAUAUAAAUUGGACGAGAGUGAGAGCAAGCCUGGUGGAAGCGGAACAGCCAAGGAGGGAGGAGAAUCAACAUCAAAAGCAGAGGAUCGGAUAAAAGAGUCUACAACAACCACCACAUGAACAACACUAGAAGAGGAAACUGCUGAAGCAACAACAUCGGCAGAAGAAUGAAAAACACAGCAUGCAGAAUCUAGAGAAAAGCCAUCCCGAAAAGCCGGGAAAAUCCCCGAGAGCGGUGGCAGAGAAAUAAUGUAUAAAUAAGGAGGUUGGAUGUGAGGAGGAAGUUUAGGGGGUUACAUGAAUGCGAAAAGUAAAGCCGGUCUCCGAAGAGACGAGCGCAUAAGACGCGAGAAAAAAGUGAAGAAAAGCAAAGACUAAACUUAAAUAAUAGAGAAUAGUUAUACACUAAAUAAACAACCAGAGAAGCAAAAGCAGUGCGGCAACCAUUGCCAAAAGAAACAGCGGCAAACGAGAGAAGAGCAGUCGAAAAUAUUUACAAAAAGAGAACUGCAGGAUGCGAAGAGAAAGCAAAGUCAAAGGAAAUUCACUUGGGGGUAGUAAGAACUUGAGGAAAUCUGCAGAGAGGAAAAAAACAAAAACUAUCGCAGAUUAGAGUUAAGUUAAUUUUGUUAAGCGCAAGAGGAAAAACAAUUGCAUGGGGGAAACCGAUGGGAAGAGCGAUGUAAAAAUAGAAGAGAAAAUAAAAAGAAACUAUUUUGCUAAUUUUGAGCUAGCAAAACCUAAGCAGACAGAAAUUUGUGAAGUGAAAGAUGGGAAAAAACCGAAACAGCAACAAAAACAAAAAUAAAUGUGUGUGCAAUGUAUGUUAAAAACCCGUAAGGAAAAACAGAGCAAAUAAAAACGAAACAAAAUCCAUUUCGAUGAUGAUAUAAACAAAGCAUAAAUCUUAAGUCAAACUGCAGCGGCAACAAAGAAACCCCCAGAAGAACGAAGAAAGCGCAACGAUGCGCAGAAGAAAGCAAAACUUUUUUACCUUAGAGGCAACGUUUUCUUUGUUGUGGCCUGCUAAUGAAGAUUUUUACGAUGAAACUCAGACUCUACCUAUGUUUUGUUCUGUUUGUCUAAUUUGUAAUAUUUAUUUUGUAUUUAUGUUGAAUCGUGUUGAACAGCACAAAGAACGGAAGCAGAGGAAAGCGUAGAUAGCCACAAAGAGAAAGGAGAUCUUUGGUUUGUUUUCUCCUUUUGUUGGUUUCUUGAACCAAACAUGCAAAUUGUAUAAAGCAAAGAUCCGAAGAAAAGAAAACAAAACAAAAAACAAACCUUAAAAAAGAAAUGUCUAUUUCCCCCAUUUGACAUUCGUUUUGUGCUAUCCAAGCAGUCAGAAAGAAGUAAAAAAAAAUGUAUGCAAAAGAAAUGAGAAGAAGCCUUUGAAACGGGCAAAAAUCUAGUAUUAAGUCUUAGCAAAACAAAAGUAAGAAAAUUGCAGUAAGCAAAAACAGAUUUAGUAGUUCUAGAGAUCUAAAAGAAAGCAGAAGAUGUGGAGAAUAAGCAAAAGCUUACAAAGACCGAGAGGAAAAUGGGGAAUCUUGUACUAGUUUUUAGCAUAUUUUUUGUGCUCAUCAGUCGAUUUAAUGAAUGAAUUUUUUGUAGCUGUCUACAGUUUUUUACGUUAACUGUUUUUUAGACAUAUUAAUGAGGAAAGUAAAAACCAACAAAAACAACAUAGAUAUAGUAUAUUUUUUCUGCAUAUGACGAAGUUGUUGAGGCAGGUGAAGAAUGAUGUUUGAUUAGCAUGGAAACCAAGAGGCAAACACUUUUUAAAAGGGAAUAGCGAAACAAACCGAGACAACACACAAGAAGUAGCAAAACACAGUAAACAGAAAAUAAAAUUUGAAACUGUAGCAUUGUAGUUUAGCUUUGUGAAGGUGAAGGUUGGAGAAGAAUGUACGAUUUUUUGAAGGAUCAGCUAGGAUCGAAAAGAACAACAGCAACAACAACAGCAGCAGCAACAACAACUGGCACAGGCAGUAGCAGAAAUGUAUAACAAAAACCAAGAAAAUUAAUGUUAAAUUACAAAAAAAAAAACAAAAUGAUGAAGUAAGAUAGAAGAGAAACUACGUUUAGUAAACUUAGUUAGUAAGCAAAGAUUUCUUUAGUCUUGUAAGCGUCUCUUAAGUAGAGUUGAACAUGAAGUUAAGUACGGAGUUUAGAAUUGAAAUUUAACCCUUUUCAAAGCCUAGCAUAUUUAUUUUUCCGAGACACACACACACACAUUGGACACAGAGACACAAAAACACCAACACGGACACACCUAUCAAGCCUAAGCAUUGUAUUUGUGAUUUUUUCGAAUGUUAAUUGAUUAGCGAAACACGAUGAGCAAAAUAAGCGAAACAAGGGAAACAUCAAGUGGGCGAUGUGGGUGGGAGAAAGUGUGGCGAAGUGAGAACUUUUUGAGAAUCUCCGUUUGAGCAAGGACACCCUCUCACCACAAACAACAUUCCUGAGCAAAGUCUUUGAUUUGAUUUUGAUAUAUAAAAAUUUUGUAUGUGUUGAUACGAUUUGAUUUUCGAGUUUAGAGCUGUCGAGUCGCCUAACUGAACUAUCUACAUAUAUAUACAUUAUAUAUAUAUAUAUAUACAUAUAUAAAAACGUAAGAAACACAACGCCAAAAGUCUUCCUAAGCCUAAAACCAAAACAACAACAAUGCAAAUGUUUUUUUUUUUCAUAUUACGAUUAUUUGCUUUAGACUGACUACGAACUGAAACUGUAACAAUAACAACAAAUGCAGGAUUGUAAACCCAAAAAUAAAAAGAAAAGAAAUGAAAAUGUAACACAAUACACCUAGAAUCACCUCCUGAAGUUAAUGCAGGCAUCGCAAAAGAUAUCUAUUUUGCCAAGACAUUCCAAAAGCGAAAUUGUUUAAAGAGAAAUUCGUGCAAGAUGCCUGCAUUUGUUGUCCUUUAAAAAGAAGAAUCACAAAUACAAGAACCACUCAUUGGAAGGAUAUUUUUGAAAGAUUUUCAAUCCUGUUUUCCUCGAAACAACAAACACAACACACGCACACACAUACACCUCCACCCUGCCCCACAAAAAAAAAAGAAAAAAAAAACUCACACACAAAGUGCAAUUUUCUUUCUGUAGUUUUCAUUGAUUUUACUUUGUUAGCAGGAAAAGCAACUUAAGCAAAUUAAGAAAGCAUUAAAGUCUAAGUUAUUUAUAAAUCGACGAAGGAAACGAGAUGAGCUGGGGCCGUGUCUUAUCGCCCCGCCCUCCCUAGGAAAGUGAAAAUGAAAUUUAUGUUUUAGUGAACGGGAAUGAAAUCGAGUCGAAGAAGCAGGAGAAGAAACCUAGUAUAUAAGAUCAAAGCCUAGUGCGUAAGUUUAGAAAAUCUAAGUACAGUGUUGACAAGCAAAGAAGAACGCAGAUGCGGAAACGAGUAGCGUAGAGAACGAGAAAAAGAAAUGUAGCAAGAAAGACGGAGUCGAGUAGGACAUAUGAUUUCUAGUUGGUAGCGAAAGGAGAAAGAUUAGUUGGUUAGUUGGAGUGCAACACACGUAGAAAGUUGUAGUUUUUGUGUAGUUAGAGCGACAGUGUUGAAGAAUGCCGCGUCGCACAGUUUGAGGUUAGGUUUAAUUUCUGAAAAUAAACGUAAGGAUGAGAUGAGUUGAGAUGCAUGGAUAAAAGCAAAGGACGUUGGCGAGGGUAAAACAAUAAAAAUCAACCGACGAGGAGUGUUCUAAUCUAAAAAGCUAUACUGACUUUUUGUGUGUGUAUUUAAAUCUACUUUGACAAGAAACCAAACUGGGAACUCGUUUGUUUUGCGUCUGUAUUUUGUUUUAAUUUAACGCGUUUUAUUUUAGUUUUUUAACUAAUUUUAAGUAGUUAAUUUAUUAUUUGUCUUAAAAUCGCCGAGACCCCAAUCAAAAUUCAAGAUUGCUUGGGUAUCUCGCCCCUGAUUGAAAACCUCUCGCAAGAGAAGCGAAUCGAUUAAAUUUGAUGCAAGUGUUGAAGUAAUUUUUAAAAUUCAAACAAAAAAAAUGUCUAGUGCGUAAAAUUGAAAACUAAAAACAACAAAAAUUUCAAUAAAAACUAAAAAAAAACACAAAAAAUAAA